CUCAUUAUGUUUUUUGUACUUUAUUUCCGUGUAAGUACGCAUUAUAUACAAUUUAUUCAAAUUUCAUGCCUUAAUGCUAUCGGCAGUAAUUGCGCGUUGAUUGCAUGUCGCCAAAAGUCGUUAGAGCACUUCAUUCCAACGAAAUCCGCGCAUUCCGGAAAUAAUAACAUGCACCCCUACGUGUAAUUAAUCAUCAUUAGUCAAAUUUCAUCGGUACACGUGCGACACGUAAAAAUCAUGUACGAACUUUUAAGUUUGUCGGAAUACAAAGAUAUGACAUUUUAUUACAACCUGCGUCAUUAGGCGGGCGAGGAAUUUGUUAGGUAGUGUUUUACACGUGCCUGGUAAUAUUGUACACCUUGUUUCGCUCAUAUCGUGUUUAUUUGUGUAUGAGUAAUAGUUUAAUACACAUUAUUACGAUGUCGUGUGGCAGCGUGUUGCUGUGACCGCAAAGUUGGAAAUCGAUAGCGCGCCACACGGGCCCAUUUAAAUAAUAACCGCCCUAAUUCGCAGCGAAGCCCGUGAAGAAUGCACAUAAAAAUAAUCAUAAACUUUCCGGCACACGACGAGUGCGGUUCAUUUUAUAGUUAUUCUUGAGCGAAAAUAGAAGGUGAAGCAAGUGCAUGUUGAGGUUAGGUGGACUUUAACCCGCGAGUUAUUCAAAACAAAAGUUUUCAAACAUGAAGAAACGCACAUUGUUUUUGUAUUUUGCGCUUUGUUUUGUGUAUACACAUGCGGAAAACACCAAUGGGCCGAGUCCUGCUGAAGAAUUAUAUAUAAAGCUCUUUAAAAGACGACGUGUUGAACAUUUGGAAGCUGUAAAAUCACUACAACGCAUCACAUGUUACGAAAAAAAGUACCAAAUGGUCAUCCUCAUGGCUGAGAAAGUCUUCACGGUGAUACAAAACAGCCGCGCACGCAUAGAAGCUUCUGGCUUCGUGCCAGGCAUCACCGAGUUUCCGCAGGACGAGCAGACGAAGGAAACGUUGUCAAGUAUCCUGGAGAAUACCGCAUUGUUUGCGGAAGUUGUCAUCCGCCUGCCGGACAUAUCCGCGUCAGUAUUAAAAAUAAACAAUAACUGGGACAUACUACUGCAGUGGAGCAUAGCGUUUACAAAUCAAGUGCGCUAUUUAUUAGACAAGGGAACAAUCAGAUUGUUAUCGUUGGUGAGUCAGGAGUUGAAUCAUAUUGAACGGGACCCGAAUUAUGUUAAUCCAUAUCGAAAAGCCAAAGAGGAGAAACAACUGCAGCAAGAAGAACGACAUAAAGAGGAAAAGAAGAAGAAAACACUUAAAAAGGGACCUAGGAUACAUCAAGACUUAUAAUUAAAAAUCCACUAC
This is a messenger RNA of Dalotia coriaria, 1340 nucleotides long. RefSeq names its product coiled-coil domain-containing protein 134-like. The record is from RefSeq and is a predicted model, not a curated record. NCBI's taxonomy places the organism in Eukaryota, Metazoa, Arthropoda, Insecta, Coleoptera, Staphylinidae.